Molecule: messenger RNA, 873 nt
Organism: Monoraphidium neglectum
Lineage: Eukaryota; Viridiplantae; Chlorophyta; Chlorophyceae; Sphaeropleales; Selenastraceae
Exons: 7
Coding region: 1-873 (290 amino acids)
Source: RefSeq, a predicted model, not a curated record
AUGGAUGUGAUCAUAAGGCAGCAGAGGGACCGCGCGGCGCGCGGCGGCGGCAGCGGCGUCGGGAGCGCGCUGGGCGGGGUGGACACGCGGAAGCUGCGCGGCAAGAUCGAGCACGCGAUCAAGGUGAUGCAAGAGGGGCUGGUGGAGAGGGACACGGAGGUGCGGCUACUGGUGCUGGCAGCGCUGGCGGGCGAGCACGUGCUGUUCAUCGGGCCGCCAGGCACAGCCAAGUCGGAGGUCGGGCGGCGGCUGAGCGGGCUGAUCGAGGGGCAGUACUUUGAGCGGCUGCUGACGAGGUUCUCGGUGCCAGAGGUGUUCAAGGCGAACAGCGCCAUCCUCAACACGCUCCUCACCAUCCUGAACGAGCGCCAGUUUGACAACGGGACGUCGCGGCUCAGGGUGCCGCUGGUGACGCUGGUGGGCGCCAGCAACGAGCUGCCGGAGAGUGAGGAGCUGGACGCUCUCUAUGACAGGUUCCUGGUCCGGAAAAGGGUGGGCCAGGUCUCGGCGGCAGGCCUGACGCAGCUGCUCGAUUACUACGCCGGCAGCGACGGCCCCGACGGCCUCAACGGCGGCAUCGGCGCGAGCGUGCGCGCCGGCAGCGGCGGCGCGGCGGGGGUGGCGGUGGCGAUCGACCCGUCCCGGCGGCUGACGCUUAGGGAGAUCGCCUCUGUGCGGCAGGAGGCGGUGCGGCGCGUGAAAGUGCCGCAGCACGUUAUCCAGCUGGUGGCAGACCUGAGGACAUACCUACAGGAGAAGAUAGAGCCGCCGGUGUACGUGUCGGACCGACGCCUGGUCAAGGCAGUGGCCCUCAUGCAGGUUUGGGGGUGGUGGGGCGACCUGUCCCGACCACCCUCACCCCUCUCCCCCUGA